AUGGAAGCAGUUUCGGAACCGGAAGUGGAAGCAACUUUGGAACCGUCAGUGGGGGCAGCUUUGGAACCGGAAGUGGUGGCAGCUUUGGAACCGGAAGUGGAGGCACCAUUGGAACCGGAAGUGGAAGUGACUCCGGCCAGCUCGCAGCAUGUCCGCGUCAGAACACGUGCCGUCACUCAACACCCCCGGGAAACACCGCCGCUGAGGUACGGCCAAAGGCUGGCUCUGCUGCGCCGCCGACAGGAAGCGAGAAAAAGGCGUCGUCAGCGUCCAUUCCUGCAUAAACGUCAUCAGCAGCUUCCUAUUGUGUUGAGUGGUCAGCAAGAUUCUGCAUCCACGUCUGGCCUCGACUCAGCACCCCUUACCACAAUACAAGGCUCAGGGUCAGACCCGAUCACCACCUCCCAAAACUCAGCUUCACCUGCCGCUACUGAAGACGCACUCCCGCCCACCUCCACCCAAAAUUCUGACCCACCCACCCCAACCCAAGAUUCAGAGUUAGCCCAGCCCAUCUCAACCCAAAACACAGAUCCACCCACCCCAACCCAAGAUUCAGAGUUAGCCCAGCCCAUCUCAACCCAAAACACAGAUCCACCCACCACAACCCAAGAUUCAGAGUCAGCCCGGUUUACCUCAACCCAAAACACAGAUCCAUCCACCACAACCCAAGAUUCAGAGUCACCCCAGCCUACCUCAACCCAAAACACAGAUCCAUCCACCACAACCCAAGCAGAAUCAGCCCAGCCCACCUCCACACAAAGCUUGGACCCGCCUACCAUCACUGAAGAUUCGUUCCCACCCACCACUAGUAGAGUUGUGGACCCACCCAUCACAAUUGAAGAUUUGAAAAUACCCACCACUCCUGAAGACUCAGCUCCAACUAUCUUUACCCAAGACUCAGCCCCUUCCACUUCCACCCAAGACUCAGUUCCACCCACUACCUCUGAAGACCCAGCCCCACCCACUACCACUGAAGACUUGGCCCCACUCACUCCUACUCAAGACUCUGCCCCUUCCACUAAUGAUGACGGCGCUGUCCCACUCGCCACUACUGAAGGUUCCGUUCCGCUCACCUUCACCCGAAACCCAGCGUUGCGUCGCCAUCCGUCCGGGCUGGUCACCACCCUCAGGCGGCGCGCCCCACCAGCGGCAGCCAAGCCUCAGCUUCCACCACCAAGUGUGUCGCCGCCCUCCAUCUCCGCCUCCCGGAACUCAUCUCUCCGCUCUGUUUCGUCUUCAGACACAGGACAUCCUAGUGACACUUUCCGUUCCCAGUCCCCUUCCUUCCGCUUCUCUUCCCUCUCUCUGCCUCCCGGAGAAGACUCCUACACUCUCAUCCUGCAAGUAUAUCCUUCACCAUCACAAGCAGACGUGGACCGGCUCGUGUCCUCCGCAAUACCCUUGUACCUAGCGUCAGGGUCCUCGCCCGUCAUGGCCAGCAUGAUGCCUCUUUCUGCCGCCUCGGACGCCUCCGUGCCCUCCGUGGUGGAAACUCUCGUGCACCUCGCUCAGUUGCCGCUGUCCACCGAGGGGGUCGAGGGAGAGGAUACGGUUGUCGCUGAGCUCCCGUGUGUUCCGGCAACGCACUGCUUCCGGCAUUAUGGCAACCAGUCCCUCGACGAGUGUGUCUACGGCCUUCAGCGCGCAUGCCGCGAGGGGGCGGCGCGCUGCCUGGACCAGUACCUGGGGCCCCUCAACCUCAGGUGCUUCCGCGACACGCCACCGUCUGAGGAGUUAGCCACAGAACCCGUUGUCACCUUUUACUCUGUGUCAGGUCCUGUGUCGAACAAUGAGGCUGAGGACCAGACUCCCGCCAAGGCCGUGGUCGAUGCGGAGACCUCAGAUUCUGACGAGGCCAGCGAAUCUCCAGAAGUUGUAAUCCCGUGCGUCAGCAUCUCGUCCUGUGGGCGUCGGUACGGAUCUGCGUCUGACGUCAGCAAAAACUUCCCCCUCGGGCUGGACACGAGCGGCGUCCAGAGGCAGUCCCUUACAGUCAACCUACUCGACAAGACUCCCCGCAAGCCCCGUCUUACAUCCAGACCCACCCAAACCCACAACAAACCCGGCAACAACCUCACAAACAUGGACAAGAAGCUCAGGAACAAGUCUCACCUCCACAGUCCCAUCAGAGCCCGAGUCAAAACCCGCAACUAA
Eriocheir sinensis (Chinese mitten crab) is the source of this 2154-nucleotide messenger RNA. Its product is annotated as proteoglycan 4-like. The record is from RefSeq and is a predicted model, not a curated record. Bases 1 to 2154 code for a protein of 717 amino acids. The transcript is spliced from 3 exons. Lineage: Eukaryota; Metazoa; Arthropoda; Malacostraca; Decapoda; Varunidae.